Messenger RNA from Rotaria sp. Silwood1, 1023 nucleotides. Lineage: Eukaryota; Metazoa; Rotifera; Eurotatoria; Philodinida; Philodinidae. The record is from the annotation of a GenBank genome assembly.
AUGUUGAAGUAUGUUAUAAUUGCAAUUCUUUUAGUUACUAGCUCAACAAGUGUUUCUGGUUCAUGGAAAUUACUAGGUUUAAAUAUCAGUCCACAAUGGUUACAACCGCGUGAAUAUGAAAGUUAUGCUGAUGAAAUUCUUGGAUUAGGCCCAUCAAUUGUUCGAUGGAAUUUUAAUAUUGAUCCAUUUAGUGGUCAUGUUUUAGACCCUGUUACAUGGGCACCAGUUGAUUUUCAAUUACGUUAUGUACCAUUAUUAAAUGCUUUUAGUGCUCGUGGUAUUGAAGUAUCAAUUGUGUUAAUUGUUGGUCGACAACAAAUUGACGAUGCUAAACAUGGUCAUUAUAGUUUUGAUUACUUAGGUAAAGCCUAUGCAGAUACGUGUGCACAAAUUACACGUGAUUGGUUAAUUCCUAGUGGUAUUCGUAAUGUUGAAUUGGGUAAUGAAUAUAAUGACGAUGCAUCAUGGCCAGAUCCAUAUUCUAAUAAAAUGGAAUCUGCUCAGCAAUAUAUGAAAAUGUUAAAACCUGCAUAUACAGCAGUUAAAUCAGAAUAUAAUAAAGACGGUGGAUAUUCACAUGUUAUGAUGAUGGGCUUAGCAAUGUGUGAUUCGGAUUAUUUAAAUGCACUAUAUCUAAAUGGUUUACAAUCAUAUACAGAUAAAAUUAAUUUUCACCCAUAUGAUUUUGAUGAGACCGUUGACAAAAUUGGACCUAAAAUUAAUGAGAUGCUAACGGUUAUGCGACGAUACGGUGAUGGUGAUAAACAAAUUUGGUUAACUGAAUAUGGAGCACAAGCAACACCCGGCAAUCAAUUUGAAAUGGACAAUCAAACUGUAUUUGUACAUACAUCAAUACGUACAAUGCAUGUAUGGACACCGCAAGUUCAAAGAGCAUUUUGGUUUAAUUUACAAGAUUUUAUGAAUGGAGACAUGCCAGUUCAAUAUGGACUGAAAGAUUUAAAUUUCAAUCGUAAACCUUCAUAUCAAGCUUUCAUUGAACAAGCUGCAGAAGGUGAUUCAUAA